Molecule: messenger RNA, 2121 nt
Organism: Naegleria lovaniensis
Lineage: Eukaryota; Heterolobosea; Eutetramitea; Acrasida; Naegleriidae
Exons: 1
Coding region: 1-2121 (706 amino acids)
Source: RefSeq, a predicted model, not a curated record
AUGGUUGUUCGAUAUGCCACCAAGGCUUUGAACUCUUUGAAAAGUACACUCAAGUAUCAGAGACUUGAAGACCUUCCACCAUCCAUCACGUAUCCUCUCAAGCGUUCGCCCCAAUUUGCUGCUUUUCUUCAAAAGAAGUUAGAGAAUAAAGGAAGAAUUGAAGAGGAGACUGAAACAAAUCCAGAAGCUCGAGAGAGAAGGACCAACUAUGAAAACCUGUUUUUAAAACCAGACUUUGGUUUGAAGGUAGAUUUACCUCUCACUUCAUCCACCGAAACAACAUACUCAUCGGAAAAACAUGUUGGAACUCCUAUGAAGAAAACAAUGGAACAAGCGGUCGCAGAUUUUGAAAAGUUUUUUGAAGGUUUUAAAGGAGAGUCAUUUGCUGGAUUUGACAUGGAAACAUAUCAACGAAUCCAAUCUGACAUACCAAUGCAUUCAUUGGCAAAUCUUUUGAAAUCCCAUAAAAUUACUAGACACAAAACCGUGAGCACUGAAGAGCUAGCAGAACGAAUUUUUGAUAGUGAAGAAAUGCGUGCCUAUGUUACAAAAAGAAACGAAUUCAUUACUCAAAACAACAUCCAAAUUCCAAACGAAGAGUUCCUUUAUGAUAUGCCAGUAGAGUUGGAAAUAGAAAGUAUUGUCAAACAAAAUCAUGAACCACUGCUGAAGUGGAUGAACGACCAAUGGCAAAUAUUUGUUAAUUACUCCAAACAAAUGCAAGCCUUCAACAAACCAUACUAUGAAACAUACGUUAAACAAAACACAAAGUCUGAGAAAGAAGCAGCAUUAUUACUUGACACAAUUUACAAGGUUGAGGAGAUCAAUUUUCUGCGUUCUAGCUUGUCCUUCACAACACAACCAUGUUUUCAAAUUAGAUUGAAGGAAGUCAAACCAAUUUUGGAUAGAAUUGCUUCUCUCACUCGGGAUUUUGAAUCCACAGUGCUUCAGAUUACCAGAUCUAAGUAUCCACAACUUUCCAAGAUGGUCGAAAAGCUUUCUCAAGUUUCAAAAAUCAAAACGGAUUUUUUGGCUUCCAAUCCUGAGGCUCAUCUUUAUUGGUUGCAAGCAUCUCCUAUUAACAAAAUUCAUCAAAACUAUCAAGAAGAAAACAACACACCCAAGUUUAUGGGCGUAGUGUUAAACUCACUCAAGUCGUACAAGGGUCAAUUAGAGCCACUUUUUUCUGUUGAGGAAUACAAUGAAUUCAAAAAGGUUAUCAUUAACAACAUUGAUGCAUUAGAUAAUGAUACUUAUGGAUUUUUACAAUCAACAGUCGAGAACUUUAAAUCUGACGCAACCAUGGAUCUUAGACCAUUGGACAUUUCAAAUAACGAAGAUGCCUUGGUCAUGAAAAAAAUUAAUACUAGAGUGAAGAAGGCUUUGAAGGAAGGAAAAACUCCAUUUAAGGCCAUCUUUAACGUUGAUAAUUAUGUUGAGCUUUUCUCUCACCUUAGUAGAACAAGAAAUUCUGCUGAAAUCAAAGAGAUGUUGCCAGCCUAUCAAUCAAAGUAUAUCGCAGACACAAAGCUACCAAUACAUCAUCUCACUGUAAGAAAAUCUUAUGGAUUUCUUCAUUCUGGUAUCAAGUAUCCAGCUGAUAAGGUUGUCAAGUUGACAGUGCGACUUGCUGACAUUGACUUUAGUUCUGACAUUGCAAGACAAAACUUUAUCAAGCUUGUAAAGGGAGAUAUGAAGGCCAAGUACAAAAAGAGAUUUAGUGAAAUCAAACAAUCCGUCACGUUGAGAUGUAGUUUGUACGACACCAAAGAAGAGAAUAUCAACUACCUGCAAAAUCUGUUGGUUGAGCUUAUUAGAGCUGCAGAAAGCUUUGAUACCCUUAUUCCUGAUGUCCCUUCCAUCACAACCACUGAAACUAGAGAACAAUUACAACAAAGAUUCUUGGACGAAGAUACUAAAGCAGAGGCUGCUCUUGAAGCUUGGGCAAUGCAUAGAAGGGCUGGUAAGGUUGCUGUCGGUGCUGACCUUACUUAUGGAGAAGGCGUCAAGAAAGAAGAGACACGUGAAGAAGAAAUUGUGGAAGAUUAUGGUUACAAUACUUAUAAUGUGGAGGAUUUACAGGACAUCAAUAUCGAUGAAGAUUCUAAUUUGAAGAAAUAA